AACGCGCCGAUAAUGUGCGCUGAUAAGCGCCAAAUCGAUAACAGCCUGACAUGGUCUGGUGAAACAGGUCACAGGUCAAAUUUUUAUUAAGGUCAAGGUCAUGAUAUUUUAAGUGUGUGAGUAACAUUGAUCGAUUCGAAGGUAUAGAAAGUUUCGUCGUGAUCCUCCACGUUUUGCUUGAGUUAGUAUGCGAAAAGUCGAGGACAGAAGUCUGUGCGACCCCCUCCCCCUUUAAGUGCAAGGACUAACAAAGUGCAAAGGUUAAGCCUGAAAUGCCUUUUUGGUGAUUGGGCUAGACAUGAACAAAUAUCUACUUCUAAAACGAUUGUAGUUUCGUUCUACUUUUUUAACGCUUCCACGCCCACGAUGCAUUGCUAGCCGAAAACGCUUCAGUGCUAAGUCCGUGGGGAGGGGGCGGGGGAGGGAUGGGGUCAAGCAGGAGAGUCAACCAUGUUGUCAGGGAUCAUACACCCUAAGCCUAACCAUUUAAAGGUGAAAUAAAAUUAGUUAAGGUAGCGGAGGAUGCGAUAUAAAUAAAUUCGUGCUAGGAUCGAUAAAAACCCCACAGUGCGGCGGGGCGCUGACACACGGUGCGUCCCUGUCCGAUGACCUGCCGGUCAGGCCGGGCCGGGUCCCUGUCGAGCGGAGGGCGGUCCCCGCCGCGGGCCGUCGCCGAGACAGAGGGUGGCCACCGUAACGGAGGCGUAUAUAAAUACAGUAGGCGACGCAGGAGGGGACACAACAGACCAGGACACGCGAACAACAUGGCUCGAGGUGCUCGGGCUCUGCUUGCUGUGACGCUGCUCGCGGUGACGGUCGCCGCAGACAAGGGCGCCGCCGUGCACCAUCAUCCGUACGGCUACCGUCCGAUCAGCUACGACUACAAACCCUUCAGCUACAGCUACGGCGUGCACGAGCCGUACCGACAGAACACGAACGUCCACCACUACCAGCACGGUCUCGGCUACGGCUACCCCUACGGCUACGGCCACCGUUACGGCCACCCGUACAACUACGGCCUCGGGUACGGAUACGGUUACGGUCUACCAGCGUACAGCCAUGUGAAGUACUCUGGUUACCCGACGGGCUACGCUCUACAAGUGGCUCACUCGAAAGUGCAUCCCAACAAGUAUGCCAACAGUCACGCAUAUGCUCACAAGCCUGCCGAGUUUGGCUAUAGCUCGACGGUAGUGCACCCUGCCGGCGCGGUGGUGGCGGUGCUGCGCCCUGUAGGCGGAUACGGAAAGCUAAAAGUGCUGCACGGCAAAGCUGCUGAAGAGAAGCCUGGGAAGACUGAGUCGGCUGCUGCGGCAGAUGAUGAGUCGGCGUCAGGAGAGGGGAUGAUUGAUGAGGACGUGAUCGUGUAGUAGACAGCGACCGAGGGACGUGACUGAGACAGCAAGGAUGUCACUGCAUCGCAAAGCAUGCUGGCAUAAUACUAAACGUGGAUGGACACUGUCAGUGAAGUGUGUAUCUAGCUCCAUUUCACAUAUAUUUUGCCUAGAUAUGUUCAAUAAAUUCGUAUGGGCAUUGUUUUUAAAACAA
Amphibalanus amphitrite is the source of this 1545-nucleotide messenger RNA. Its product is annotated as prisilkin-39-like. The record is from RefSeq and is a predicted model, not a curated record. The transcript is spliced from 2 exons. Bases 606 to 1367 code for a protein of 253 amino acids. Lineage: Eukaryota; Metazoa; Arthropoda; Thecostraca; Balanomorpha; Balanidae.